CGCUCCUCCUCUCUCCACCAUUUUCUCUUCUUACAAGCCUUCCACAGAGACGACUUUCCCGUGAUUAUCUCCGAUCCUCUGGGUUCUCAGUGUUUAUAAACAGGACAGGAUGAGUAAAGUUAAUAGUGAGGAAUCUUCUAGUAACAAUAAAUUGUUGAAGGAGGUAGAGAAGAUAGGUGAAGCUUUGUAUGUGAACAAGAAUCCUAGGAGCUCAGUGUCUGGUCCUAAUAACACUUCAACAAAGCCAGAGAAGGAAAAGAAAUCUUUUUGGAAUUGGCCUCUCAGAGCUCUUUCUCAUGUCCGAAACCGCAGAUUCAACUGUUGUUUUUUUGCUCAAGUCCAUUCUAUAGACGGGUUGCCGCCGAUAUUCCAGGAUCUUUACCUCACUGUUCAUUGGAAACGUCGUGAUGAAUCUUUAACCACUCGUCCUGCAAAAGUUUUGAAUGGAAGAGCUGAGUUUAAAGAGGAUAAUCUGACGCAUACAUGCUCAGUCUAUGGAAGCCGAAGUGGACAGCAUCACUCAGCUAAGUAUGAAGCUAAGCAUUUCUUGUUGUAUGCUUCUCUGGUUGGGUCUCCUGAGGUUGAUUUGGGUAAACAUCGGAUGGAUCUUACGAGAUUGCUUCCUUUGACACUUGAGGAGUUGCAGGAUGAGAAGAGUACUGGUAAGUGGUCAACAACGUUUCAGUUGAGUGGAAAGGCUAGUGGUGCUACUCUUAGCGUGAGUUUUGGUUACACCGUUGUUGGGGAUACUCGUAACCCUGCAAAACAAACUAGCAAUAACACUGCGUUGACAAGGACUACUAGUACAAAGUCUAGUUUUGGGAAUGGUAAGUCUUUAUCUCGGCGUUAUGACUCUCAUCCUCUGUCCCAGAAUGUGGAGGAAAUAAAAGAUCUUCAUGAAGUUGUUCCCGAUGCAAAAUCUGAUUUGGCCAGUUCUGUAAACAUUCUGUAUCAGAAAUUUGAUGAGGAGAAGGUGGAUCCAGCAGUUGAGUCUCAGUUUAUCACUAAACACAAUAUACCUGUUGAGUCAAUUUCUAGUGAAAAUGAAGAUGCAAAUGAGCGUUUGGUAAACAGGAAUGAAACUGAUGUUCCUUUAGAGGAUGUAAAGAAGGCUGACGAAGUUCCUAGAAUUGAGAAAGUUGGUACUGAAAAUUUGCCUCCAGAAGAACCUUUGGUCAAUAGGAAUGAAACAAAUGUUCCUUUUGAGGACUCAAAGAUAGUUGGUGAAGUUUCUGUUACUAGAAGUGAGGAAGUUGUUGAGAUUGGUACAGAAAAUUUGCCCGCAGAGGAAAGUAUUGUUCCUACGGAUGAUGAAGAGGUAAUGAACGGUGGGAGAGACGUGAAAGAAAUGAUAAUGAAAGAUCUUGAAUCAGCUUUGAAAAAUGUAGAAAUGUUGGAAGCAACGGACGACGAGGAAGAUCAAGAAAACCUUGGAGGCUCAGAAACAUGUUUUAGAACACCAAAUAAGGAAGCAGCAGCGUCAUUAAGUUCGAGAGAUGUGGCAAGCGAGUUCUUAGACAUGCUAGGUAUUGAACACAGCCCUUUUGGUUUUAGUUCUGAGAGUGAACCUGAGUCCCCAAGGGGGCGCCUGUUAAGAGAGUUUGAAAUGGAAACUCUAGGAGCCGGUUCUUUGUUUGAUUUCACUACUGAAGCUGAUGAUCCCCAAAGAGAAUGUGAAUCAGAUUUUGAAGAAGGUUUCGAUUUGGCAUCCCUAGUUCAUGAUAUAGAGGAAGAGUACCAGUUGGAAACUCAAGCAAGAGUCAGCAACCCGAGGGCCAAAAUGUUGGAAGACUUGGAAACAGAAUCUCUUAUGCGUGAGUGGGGUAUGAAUGAAAACACAUUCCAGAACUCUCCACCUCACAAUGGUUGUAAUACGUUUCCUCCAGCACAGGAGCCAUUUGAUUUGCCUCCUUUAGGAGAUGGCCUUGGUUCAGUUGUGCAGACAAAGAACGGAGGGUUCUUGCGUUCAAUGAAUCCCUUACUGUUCAAAAACUCUAAAGCUGGGGGCAGCUUGAUCAUGCAAGUGUCAAGUCCAGUAGUAGUGCCUGCUGAGAUGGGCUCUGGUAUCAUGGAGAUCCUUCAGAAACUAGCCACUGCUGGAAUUGAGAAGCUCUCAAUGCAAGCAAGUAAAGUAAUGCCUUUGGAUGAUAUAACAGGGAAAACUAUGGAAGAGUUGUUGUGCGAAGCUUCACCUGCAAUUGACGGUGAGCACAAGGAUCAUAAUAUAUCACAGCAUGAAUCUGCAGCUAAGGGAAAAAAGUUUGGUUCAAGAUCUAGCAACAGUAACUCUGGCUCAGAGUAUGUAUCUCUUGAAGAUCUUGCUCCUUUGGCUAUGGACCAGAUUGAAGCAUUGUCUUUGGAAGGGUUGAGAAUACAAUCAGGAGUGUCAGAUGAGGAAGCACCCUCGGAGAUCACUGCACAGUCUAUUGGAGAGAUCUCAGCCUUCCAGGGGAAAAGCGGGUGUGUUGGUCUAGAAGGAGCUGCCGGGUUACAACUUCUGGACAUUAAAGAUGAUGGAGAUGACGAUGAUGAUGGAUUAAUGAGUCUCUCCUUGACUCUUGAUGAGUGGAUGAAGUUGGAUUCAGGUGACAUAGGCGAGGGAGAUGAAAUAAAUGAGCAAACGUCAAAAAUCUUGGCUGCACAUCAUGCAAACCCACUAAACUUUAUCCGCAAAGGAGAGAAAAGAAAGGGAAAGAAAAAUAGGAGAUGUGGUUUACUUGGGAAUAACUUCACAGUAGCACUAAUGGUUCAACUCCGAGAUCCGUUGAGAAACUAUGAGCCAGUUGGUGCUCCUAUGCUUUCCCUUAUCCAAGUUGAGAGAUUGUUUGUCCCUCCAAAGCCCAUAAUUUACAGUACAGUUUCAGAGCUGAGGAAAACCGAUGAAGAGGAAAAAGAAACUGAGACCAGUGAAGCCAUCAAAGAAGAGAAAACCGUUUUGGAGGAACAAGGAAUCCCUCAGUACAAGAUCUCAGAGGUACAUCUUACUGGUAUGAAGAGCGAGACCGAUAACAAGAGUCAGCAUCGGCAAUUGCAGUCUGGUUCAAGGUGGUUGAUGGCCAAUGGAAUGGGGAAAGGAAACAACAAGUUUCCUCUUAUGAAACCAAAACAGGGUUCUGCAAAGCCUGGUGAUAAGUUGUGGAGUGUCUCUGGUUCUGGUUCUAAGUGGAAAGAGCUUGGGAAAAUGGGAAAGUGGAACACACACGUGCGGAAUCCGAAUGUGAUAAUGCCAAAAUGA
This is a messenger RNA of Eruca vesicaria subsp. sativa (arugula), 3235 nucleotides long. The record is from the annotation of a GenBank genome assembly. NCBI's taxonomy places the organism in Eukaryota, Viridiplantae, Streptophyta, Magnoliopsida, Brassicales, Brassicaceae.